CGUCACGUGACAGGGGCGCGUCGCCACGGAGACGGCCGCGCGCCCUUCCUGGGUGACACCGCGGCUGGUGGCGGUGGCGGUGAGGGGGGGUCCCUCUUGACACUUUUGAUCGAAUCAACUCGAAGAACUGCGGCUCGAUCGUCGCUUCAUCACCCUCGCUAACCACUACCACCACCACCACCCCCCACAUGGAAGGGUUUCGUUUGAACGCGGACGCGGCGCUCGCCGUGGACGAGUAUCUCGAGUACAAGAGGAUCGUUGGAGAGGAUGACGGCGGGAAACUGAUGAGUCCACAGGAGUACGCCGACUACAAGAGACGGGUGCUCCCCCAGCGGGAGCGCAAUCGUCUCUUCGUAAGUUGGAGCGGUCCGACCGGCAUGGAUUGCAAGCUUGUGGGGCCGGAGACCCCAUGCUUCUGCACUCACAGAUACAAGCAGCACCAGACUGACCUGGAGGAGAUCCCCAAAGAACGACCAAUACAUUUACCUUGUCGAGUUCAUGGAUGUCGCUGUGCUUCCUACCUCUAUAUUCCAAGAAAUGGAUCCCAGGCUAUCCGCUGUCACUGCAAGCAUCCAGCCAAUGAGCACCAUGAAUAUGAGCCAUAUGUUUGUAAAAAAUGUGCAGUCUGCAAGGGCUUCCAAAGCUCAUUCUCAUGCGGUUGUGGGUACCCGACACGAGCUCACCAGAUGGUAGUGGAAACAAAGGAGCAGCGUGUGGAUCGUGGGAAGCCAGUUGGACAUGAUGUACCGUAUGCAGCCAUGGGGGGCCUCACCGGCUUCAGCUCAUUAGCUGAGGGUUACCUUCGACUCGAUGCAAGUGGUGUAGGUGUUCCAGGAGAUGACUUGCUAAAUGCCCCCAUCACUGCUCAUGACCAUCCAUUUUUGAGGGCACAUUCAGGGACAGCAGCCUCACUACUGCCCCAUAAUUCUUCAAGAUCCACAGCUGAUGCAGGUGCCAACAACUCACUCACACAGGGCAUCGCCAACUUAAAGCUCCGUGAAGAAGAGGAUAUGGCAGAAUUGGAAAAGCGUUACCAGGAAAGAAUAAAACUUCAAAGACAACAGGCAAGAACAGGUGCAAGUGGAAGGGCACCAUAUCAAGCCAAAACACAGUCACGUGGAAAGGGAAAACAAGCCACACCAUCUGGAAAGGCUCGGCCCUUGCGGGGUGCUCUUGUAGUGGCAGGCUGGAGUGACGUGUGGCGCGGGGAGCGGGCGGUGCGUCGUGCCACACAUCCUGGCCAGGAAACCCCUGCUCCAGCCCUGACCGGGGCGGCUCCAUCCGGAGUGGAGGCUGUGUGCUGCUGCUGCUGCCGGAUGUCGGCCUCCUGCCCGACCUGAAGCCAUGGGAAGCCAGCAGCCUUCCUCAGGCUGCACCUGUACCAACUCGGGGAACUGCUUUCACCCGAGAGCCGUGACCUGCUAUGCUGAGAAUUUGAUACAUC
Lethenteron reissneri (Far Eastern brook lamprey) is the source of this 1444-nucleotide messenger RNA. RefSeq names its product family with sequence similarity 221 member A (gene FAM221A). Lineage: Eukaryota; Metazoa; Chordata; Hyperoartia; Petromyzontiformes; Petromyzontidae. The record is from RefSeq and is a predicted model, not a curated record.